Micromonas pusilla CCMP1545 is the source of this 1635-nucleotide messenger RNA. RefSeq lists its product as uncharacterized. Gene Ontology annotation, molecular function: ATP-dependent protein folding chaperone; ATP binding. Gene Ontology annotation, biological process: protein refolding. The coding region runs from base 1 to 1635 and encodes 544 amino acids. The record is from RefSeq and is a predicted model, not a curated record. Gene Ontology annotation, cellular component: cytosol; mitochondrion. The transcript has 4 exons. Lineage: Eukaryota; Viridiplantae; Chlorophyta; Mamiellophyceae; Mamiellales; Mamiellaceae.
AUGGCGAAAGAUGUCAAGUUCGGCGUCGACGCGCGCGCGCUCAUGCUCCAGGGCUGCGAUAACCUCGCGGACGCGGUGCAGGUGACGAUGGGCCCGAAGGGACGCAACGUCGUCAUCGAGCAAACCUACGGCGCGCCGAAGAUCACGAAGGACGGCGUGACGGUCGCGCGGAACAUCGAGUUCACCGACCGAUUCAUGAACCUGGGCGCCAGCCUCGUGAAGCAAGUCGCGAGCGCCACGAACGACGUCGCCGGCGACGGCACGACGACGGCGACGGUGCUCACGCGCGCCAUCUUCAGCGAAGGCUGCAAGUCCGUCGCCGCGGGCAUGAACCCGAUGGACUUGCGCCGCGGGAUCACCGCGGCGGUGGACCAGGUCGUCAAGGAGCUCAAGAAAGCCGCCAAGCUCAUCUCCACGACGGAGGAGAUCGCGCAGGUUGGCACGAUAUCCGCCAACGGCGAGCGAGAGAUCGGCGACCUGAUCGCGCGCGCGAUGGAAAAAGUCGGCAAGGAGGGCGUCAUCACCGUCUCCGACGGGAAGACCCUGGAGAACGAGCUCGAGGUCGUGGAGGGGAUGAAGUUCGAGCGCGGGUACAUCUCGCCGUACUUCACGACCAACGCGAAGACGCAAAAGUGCGAGAUGGAGAACCCGUACGUGUUAAUCUUCGAGAAGAAAAUUUCCGGGCUCGCGUCGUUUCUUCCCGUCCUCGAGGCGGUCCUCAAGACGCAGCGCCCGCUUCUGAUCAUCGCCGAGGACGUGGAGUCCGAGGCGCUCGCGACGCUGAUCGUGAACAAGCUCCGCGGCGGGGUGAAAAUAUGCGCGGUGAAAGCCCCGGGUUUCGGCGACAACCGCAAGGCGAACCUUCAGGCGCACCUCGGGCACAAGCUCGACCAGGUCGGGCUCGACAUGCUCGGCACCGCGAAGAAAGUCACGGUGUCCAAGGACGACACGAUCAUCCUCGACGGCGCGGGGGAGAAGGACGCGAUCGAGGACCGGUGCGAGCAGCUCCGCGAUCGCAUCGCCGAGAGCACGUCGGAUUACGACCGCGAGAAGAUGCAGGAGCGGCUCGCGAAACUCUCAGGCGGCGUCGCCGUGCUCAAGAUCGGCGGCGCGAGCGAGGUCGAAGUCGGCGAGAAGAAAGACCGCGUCGUGGACGCGCUGAACGCGACCAAGGCGGCCGUGGACGAGGGCAUCGUCGCCGGCGGAGGCACCGCGUUGCUCGCGGCGAGCAAAUCGCUCGCCGCGCUGGAGGCGUCGAUGCCGAAUUUCGACCAAAAGGUUGGCGUGCAGAUCAUCCGCGCGGCGCUCAAGGUGCCCGUGCGCACCAUCUCCGCGAACGCGGGCGUGGAGGGCAGCGUCGUCGUCGAGAAGGUGCUGUCUCAGAACGAUCACAACUGGGGGUACGACGCCGCGCGCGGGGAGUACGGCUGCAUGAUCACCGCCGGGGUCAUCGACCCGCUGAAAGUGGUGCGAACCGCGCUCACGGACGCGGCGUCGGUGUCGUCGCUGAUGAUGACGAGCGAGUGCAUGAUCGUGGAGGGGAAGAAGGAUCCCGCGGAGGCGAUGGGCGCUGGGGCGAUGGGCGGCAUGGGUGGCAUGGGCGGCAUGGGCGGCAUGGGCGGCAUGGGGAUGUGA